Cloeon dipterum is the source of this 2999-nucleotide messenger RNA. Its product is annotated as lymphocyte antigen 6D. The coding region runs from base 85 to 462 and encodes 125 amino acids. The transcript is spliced from 4 exons. The record is from RefSeq and is a predicted model, not a curated record. Lineage: Eukaryota; Metazoa; Arthropoda; Insecta; Ephemeroptera; Baetidae.
CCGCGGAGGAGGGGGAGGGGCCGAUUUGGGCGGCACGGGCGUCAGUCGGUGUUGAUCCUCCGGAACGGCAGCAAACCCGCCAACAUGCAGCCCCUCUCGGCGACCGCACUCGUCGCUCUGCUCGUCUUCUUCGCCGUGGCGCCAGAAGGGGGCUCGGCCUUGCGCUGCUUCCAGUGCGGCCAAUACAAUGACGGCGUCGGCUCCAUCACGCCGUGCAUCAACUACUCAGAAGAAAAGAACCUCAAGGAGUGUCCAAGCACCGACUCAAAUUACUGCAUUAAAUACGUGAGCGGGAGCAGCGAAGUGCGGGACUGCAUCAAGGAGUGCAAGGAGAGCAGAAUCGAAUACGGGACGUACGUCCACUGUUGCACUGAGGACGGCUGCAACCCAGCCUCGGUGACGUCAGCCCCCGGCUUGUGGUUGGUGGCCGCCGUGGCCGCCGCACUCAUGCUGCGCCUCUAAGGCCGCUGGCCGCCGCCGGCCUCGGCUCAGCCGCUGCGGUUUUCGGCCCUGCAACCCGACCGAAACCAGUCCACUCGUCACGCUUUCUAGAAUGCCCUGGUUCGACGCCACCCACGACACCUUUCUCACCACCACCACCACCACCCCCGACCACUACCACUACCACCAACGCCACCACCCGGCAGCCGCAGCGAAACUCAUUCUAAAAUUUUAGAUUUAGAUUUUAUGACGUGUGCGAAAGAAAGAUUUCUAAAAUGACGUUUCAUUCAUUUUCACGUUCGAUAAUUCUACCGUCGCUCACUAGCGGCGACACUUGUGUUGGAUCGAAGCAGUAUUGUUACAGAAAAUAAUACCUUAUGGAUCUCUGAAUCGGAAUUAUUGUAAAGAGCGGGAAUUUUACUAGAAGUCACAACAUAACAUGUUUCGUGCAAGUGAGACACCUUAUGCUUUCCUCCGACAAUGAGAAUUGUGCGCCAUUAUACUAAAUCGUUUCCUGCAUUUCGCAUUCUCUGCUCUCACACUCCGCAAAUUAUGAAAGAGAAAACCUACAUUGAGCGUUUCCAGGUGUAAUUAAGUUCCCGACGCAAUAUUCGUUGUGAUAAACAUUCUAAAAACUCGCCAGAGGUUACGGAAACAGCAUAAGAUCUUUUGGAAUAUCCGGGGAGAAUCUCCGAUUGCUUAGCAAAUCGGUCAAUGAUAACCUCAGCCGACGACGAGUAUGUCUCUGUAAUUUUCAGUGUAUGCACAUCGCUUUGAAACAUUGAACAUUUAACGUGUAAAUUAAUAUUAGAAACGGCAUUCUACACAUACACUUAAUAAACUACAAUGUAAUUAACAAUAUAUAUCAUAAAGUAUGUACCGAACGAAAACAAUAUUUUGGUUUCGAGCGCUAUAUUUGAUAAAACGAGUGUUUAGACGAAUAAAUACGCAAAAUCGCGAGAUGAAAUCACACACUUUGCUCUAGGCAAUCACACGUUUGCUGGCACUUGGUUUCGAGAAGUACGACGGUCGACCAUCCUUUUCCAAUUUUUAAUAUCGUGUGCCACAAACACACACAAUGCGUUUUUCCACGUGAGACGAAUCUGAACAAAAUUGUUGCAUUCUUCUAGGCAGUACGCAUAUUACAUUUUAAAUAACUAAUUAUUCACAUACACACAAGCAAGCGGAAUAAAAUGGGAUAAGCGGAGCACUCUCUGCGCUUGUACAUAGAACUGGAAAAUUCUUUGCAUUCCUUUUCGCUAGCCAAUCGAAUUUUAUCUCUGCAUGUAUCUUGCUCCUCAAAUGCUAAUUGUUAACGUAAGAUUAAUUAAACGCAACACACACACAUUUAACAUAAACGAAUUAACUAACUAAAAAGUAAUGUUGGAGAACCGCGAAGGACAAAAUUAAUAAAUCGCUGUAAAGCGCGUCGUGACGUCGAUUUACCUGAUUGAAGCAAUUAAAACUAAGUAAAGGACAAGGAGUCUCGACGCGAAGAAAAGCCUUUAAUUAAGUAAUUAACGCAAUUUCUCGCAACUUGAAUUCUAACUCUUGGCUUGUUACACGAUAAUAACCGCUAUUGUAUUGUUACGAUUCCAUAAACAAAAUACUAAUAUGGCUGCUUUCGCCGCAUUUUAAGACGAAAACGAGACACGUACGCGGCCCAUGCCAGCCGAAUUUCGCCCCUGUAGACUUAAAUUUCCGUGUACUAAAUUUGGUCCUUGUCGUCAGGAUAAGAUCACCCCUGGCUCGCUAACAUAUCCUCCCUGAGCGGCGAGUUAUUGAGGCAUGGGCGCGAAACUCACGUUGUUUUCGUAUAAUUUCCUCGGUCUUAUGAUUCUUUAGUUCAGAGCUGGCCAUCUUGCGUGAGUAAAAAUAAACUUUCCUCCUAUCUCUCUCACCUUUGAAUAAAUCACUAACUAAUCAAUCGAUACAAUUAACUCUAGCAGAGAAGCCGCGAAGUUGAACACAAAUAUGCUGAGGGAAGAUUCUAAAAUAUACGCCAGACAUUAUAAAAGGCGGAGCGGCGCAUUCCGAUUAAUUAGUUUUAAGCGUGUGUCUGCGAAUUAUAGUUUUUUGACCUCUCGCUGCACUCGGAAGCCCUCGACGCUCACAACGAGAUUGAGAAGGGAGGAAAUUUCGGGUCCGGGUGGGUGGAAAAUCUGCUAUCACUCGUUAUUUCUACUGACAAGUUAGUCCGUCUCAAUUUCUGGCCGGGACUUGAUGAGAAAUGUAUCGGCUGCCGCGAAAUAACAAUAAUUGCUGCUGCGGGACCAGCGUUCGAAUCCGAUUUCCACCCGUGCGCGCGCGUGCUCCGAUUUUUCUUCCCGUCGUUUCCGAGCAAUUCUUCGGUGUAAUGACGGAAAUCGCACUCACUCACUCACUCUCAGAGACCAAACAAUAAAUGUCGAAUUGCGCUUUGGAUUGAUUUGGCACCCACAAACAUGGCCUCUCUGACAUAUAGACCACUCUUAGUUGUGUAGCGUGUGUAAUCGAAGCAGCAGCAGCAUUGUAGUCGAUAUGCAGACCUAUCAAUAAAUCACAUUGUUCAGUAAACA